Acanthosepion pharaonis is the source of this 861-nucleotide messenger RNA. NCBI's taxonomy places the organism in Eukaryota, Metazoa, Mollusca, Cephalopoda, Sepiida, Sepiidae. The record is from the annotation of a GenBank genome assembly.
AUGGACAAACAUACAAAAGCUGCAGCAGCAGCAAAGCUUGAUUCUAUGAUAGAAAAAGUCAGCUACCCUUCGUUCAUGCUCAACACGACCUACUUGAAUAAUUAUUACAAGCAGCUUGAUGUCGUUGAAGGAAACUGGUUUACAAAUUUGAUACGGUGGAAACAAUUUGAUUUGGACAGAAUGAUUGGGCAAUUAACCGAGAAACCUGAUCGACGAAGGUGGAUUUCCCCGCCCGUAACAGUGAGUCCCUUCUACUCACCAAUUAGGAAUGAACUUUUCUUUCCGAUGGCACUUUUUCAUUUACCAUUUUUUUCAGAAGAAGGACCUCAGGCACUGAAUUUUGGAGCCAUUGGAUCCGUCAUAGGUCAUGAAAUAACUCACGCAUUUGGUAUCAGAGGUAUGCAUUAUGAUGGAAAGGGCCAGCUAAGAAAUUGGUGGGACCCAGAAACUGCAAAGAAAUUUAACAUCACUACACAAUGUGUCAGAAGGACAUACAGCUCAUACAAAGUGGAAAAUUUAAACGUGGAUGGUGACAUGACACUAGACGAAAACAUUGCCGAUAAUGGAGGUCUUCGGGCUGCAUAUGUGGCAUAUUUAUUAUGGACUGAGGAGCAUGGAGAAGAAAAACCUCUUCCUGGAAUUGAUCUAACUCCAGCUCAACUCUUCUAUGUCAGCUUUGCCCAGAUGUACUGUUCAGGAUGGACCAAAGAAGGAAUAUGGCACCAUAUUCUUACGGACCAUUUUGCUCCUGGAAAAGCCAGGGUCAUUGGUGCCGUCUCAAAUUCUAGAGCCUUCUCUUCAGUCUUUGACUGUCCAUUCACAUCUGAAAUGAAUCCCUCAACAAAAUGUGAAGUCUGGUGA